Molecule: messenger RNA, 717 nt
Organism: Ceratitis capitata (Mediterranean fruit fly)
Lineage: Eukaryota; Metazoa; Arthropoda; Insecta; Diptera; Tephritidae
Exons: 3
Coding region: 122-658 (178 amino acids)
Source: RefSeq, a predicted model, not a curated record
AUUACAUUCGAAAAUGUUGACAAUUUUUUUAUAUGUAAACAAACAUUUGUUUCCAGUAUAAAUUGCUUCAACUUGUACUAAAUUGAUUGCGAAUACUCCGAAAUUCUAAACCAACCGUUUAAUGGGUGAAAGUAUCAUAGCAGAGCAGACAAACCGUGUACGGCUUGUUUUGCCAAAAUUGAGUGUGCAGACUCAAUUAUUCGAAACAAACUUUACUCUUGUGGAAGUCGCGGCACUGAAAGCUGCAUGGAUUCUGAUUGAGCCGAAAAUCAAAAUGAUUUCAAAGAAGAUCGCCAUAGACGCCUAUGCGGACAAUCCGAAUUGGAUUGAAUUAUUUCGUCAAGAUGAGAAAAUUGAUGGCACGACUAUGAUUCAUAAUCCCUUAUGGUUGUUGCAUAUUUACGGUGAUAUAAUAAAGACAAAUCUGCGUACAAAUUAUGCUGUAGCAAAGGUGGUGCGACCGGUGCUGGAAAAGCAGAUGCAUAAAUUCCUGGCAAUGCCUCAUUUAGCGGGCUUACUGGAAUACCUCAAAGCGGGUGUAAUUAACGAGCUGGAUGAUCACAUCUCACCUACUGCGCGACUCGGCCUCGAGAAAUUAAAUCAAGCAAUUCUAUAUUUUUUAAGGCUAACAGGAAAACGCGUUGGGGCACGGAAUUAAUUUAAAUUAGGACCAAUACAAAAAUACAUUAGUACGAUUUCUAAUUUUCUACUUAAAAA